AGCCGUCACCGAGGGCAGAAGGGUCACUUGCCCUCUACUGUUACUAAAAAUUUGAACUCAACAUUACACAACACAAAAGCACUUGUCACCCCACUCACUUUUCUCUCUCUAGCUCUCCGCCGGACAAUGCGAACCCAAACCCCCAUUUCCGCCGGAAUGUUCCAUCUGCUUGCCAUCGGUACGGCGGUCCUUUUCGCCGGAAUCCCCCUCGGAGUCUCCAAAUCCACCAUCGAACCCUGCUCGAGCGCCGCCCCCUGCUCCGCCCUCGUCGGGUACACUCUCUACACCGACCUCAAAGUCUCCGAGGUGGCGGCGCUCUUCAACGCCGACCCAAUCGCCCUCCUCCUCACCAACGCCAUCGACAUUUCGCCGCCGGGCGUCGAAAACCUGAUCCUCCCCAAGGGCGUCUUCCUCAAGGUCCCCGUGACGUGCUCUUGCAUCGACGGGAUCUUCAAAUCCGGCUCCGUCAAGUACACCACCCGGCUUUCCGACACUCCAGACUACAUCGCCGCCACCGUGUACUCCGGCCUCGUCUCCGGCGACCAGAUUAAGGAGGGAAACCCCAGGGCCAUCGGCUCCGACCCUUCUACCCUCGGCGUGGGAACUGAGCUCUGGAUUCCACUCCCCUGCACCUGCUUCAACGGAACUGACAACAACAUUCCGGCCAUUUUCAUGUCCUAUGUUGUCCAGGAAACAGACAGCCUACCCACAAUUGCCGGGAACUAUUCCACCACAGUCAAUGACCUCACCACUUACAAUAACCUUGGGACCAAUGAGACCGAAGCCGGGGAUGUUAUUGCCAUUCCCUUGCCGGCUUGUCCAUCAAACUUUCCACGAUACGCCUCGGAUUUUGCGUUAUCUGUGCCAAGUGGGAGUUAUUCCAUAACAGCAGGUCGCUGUGUGCAGUGCAGUUGUGGGCCCGACAGUCGCAAUUUGUGGUGUAUGCCCGCUUCGAUGGAGGUUUCUUGCACAAGCAUGCAAUGCAAAAACAGCAAUCUAAUGCUUGGGAAUGUUACUGCGCAGCAGACGCCCGGGGGUUGCAAUGUGACCUCUUGCAGUUAUGGUGGCUAUGUCAAUAACACCAUCGUCACUGUAUUAUCCUCAUCGCUGCAGCCUCGGUGCCCAGGGACACAACGAAUCCUCCCUCUUCUCCCACUUCCAUCAGAAGCUCCAAAGUCAUCAAUUUCUCCUUCGCCUGCCCCUCUAGUGGCUGGUGGUGCUCCGGCAGCCGCCACAACACCAUCCUCCCCAACUCCUUCAUCCUCCUCAGCAAUAGCAUUUCCACCCACAGCAAGUAGCCCCUCUGGGAUUUCUUCCUCUGCUCGCUCGCUCCAAGCCCAUUUGUCCAGACUCCAGAUUCCACUAUUGCUCGGGCUACUCGCCAAACGCGUGAUUUCUCUAUAAUGCCCUCAUUUCUUCCUGACUGUGUAAGUUUGUAGAAGGUGUUCGUCCAGAACUGUAUUGCCAUUGUUUCUUUGUGUUUGUUUGUUCCUUUUUUUUGGGAGGAGUCUCUUAGUGUGUUUGCUUUUUUCAUUGGUUAGGGGUAUUUGUUUUUCUAGUAGGGUUUUAGAUGAACCAAACUGAGCCCAGGGUUGAGGUAUUCAUCUCUUGUUCAUUGUAUUUUUAAUUUUUUUUGGGUGUGUUUGAUUGGUAUCAGUUCAUGUUCCUGAAGAAGUUUGAAUUACUGUUAAGGG
Cuscuta campestris is the source of this 1694-nucleotide messenger RNA. The record is from the annotation of a GenBank genome assembly. Lineage: Eukaryota; Viridiplantae; Streptophyta; Magnoliopsida; Solanales; Convolvulaceae.